Mesorhabditis belari is the source of this 1341-nucleotide messenger RNA. The record is from the annotation of a GenBank genome assembly. NCBI's taxonomy places the organism in Eukaryota, Metazoa, Nematoda, Chromadorea, Rhabditida, Rhabditidae.
AUGGCCGAUCAAGAGCCUCAAGCUGAACCAGUGGCCGCAGCUCAAGAGCCAGCACCAGAAGCAGCUCCAGCCGAGUCAGCUCCUCCAGCCGAAGCCCCUGCUGAAGCUCCAGCUGCUGAAGCCGCUUCAGCCCCCGAAGCGGCCGAGGCUGCUCCAUCAGAAGCGCCAGCAGAAGCUGCCCCAGCCGAGGCUGCUCCCGCUGAAGCCGCUCCUUCAGAGGCCGCACCAGCUGCCGAAGCCCGAAGCCGCUCCAGCUGUCCGGCUAAUCUAUUCUAUGUCAAACUUUUAGAAGCCCCCGCUGCAGAGUCAGCUCCAGCCGAAGCCGCUCCCGCCGAGGCUGCCCCAGCCGAAGCACCGGCUGCUGAAGCUGCUCCAGCAGAAGCCGCCCCAGUCGAAGCUGCAGCUCCAGCUGCGGAAGAGGCUGCUCCAGCUGAAGCAGCUCCCGCCGAGGCUGCACCAGCUGAAGCAGCUUCGGUCGAAGAACCCGUUGUUGCUGAAUCUGCUCCCACAACUGAGGCCGCUCCUGAUGCAGCUCCAGCCGAAGCAGCAGCUCCAGCAGAAGCACCGGCAGCCGAAGCCGCCCCAGCCGAAGCUGCUCCAGCUGAAGCCGCGCCGGUCGAGUCAGCUCCAGCCGAGGCUGAAGCAGCUCCAGCUGAAGCUGCGCCAGAAGCAGCUCCAUCAGCAGAAGAAGCCGCUCCAACCGAAGCUGCUCCAGAAGCCGCUUCAGCUGAAGCUGCUGAGCCAGCCGCUGUUGUUGAAUCUGUUCCAGUGACUGAAGCCGCACCAGAAGCCGCUCCCGCUGAAGCUGCCCCGGCUGCUGAAGCCGCCCCAUCGGAGGAAGUGGCGCCGGCUGUUGACUUGACUGCACCACAAGAGGCAUCCGCUGAAACACCAGCCGCCGAAGCUGCUCCCGCCGAAGCUGCUCCCGCUGAAGCUGCUCCCGCCGAAGCUGCUCCCGCUGAAGCUGCUCCCGCCGAAGCUGCUCCCGCUGAAGCCGCCCCUGCCGAGGCUGCUCCAUCAGAAGCUCCAGCAGAAACACCAGCCGCCGAAGCUGCUCCCGCUGAAGCUGCCCCUGCCGAGGCUGCUCCAUCAGAAGCACCAGCAGAAGCUGCCCCAGCCGAGGCUGCUCCUUCAGAAGCCGCACCAGCUGAAGCCGCUCCAGCCGAAGCUGCUCCCGCUGAAGCCGCUCCGUCAGAGGCCGCACCAGCUGAAGCCGCUCCAGCCGAAGCCGCCCCAGCUGAAGCCCCGGCAGCUGAGGCUGCUCCUGCUUCUGAAGCGGCUCCCGUCGAAGCAGCCCCAGCUGAAGCAGCUCCAGCUGAAGCGCCCGCUGAGGCGCAAGCC